Penicillium hordei is the source of this 1533-nucleotide messenger RNA. RefSeq names its product flavin-containing monooxygenase. The transcript has 3 exons. Lineage: Eukaryota; Fungi; Ascomycota; Eurotiomycetes; Eurotiales; Aspergillaceae. Bases 1 to 1533 code for a protein of 510 amino acids. The record is from RefSeq and is a predicted model, not a curated record. Gene Ontology annotation, molecular function: flavin adenine dinucleotide binding; NADP binding; N,N-dimethylaniline monooxygenase activity.
AUGGAAGACUGCAAUAAUUCUCUCCCAAACGAUCAUUACUACCCGGUCAUUAUUAUCGGAGCUGGGAUAUCCGGUAUCGCUUCUGCGUGUCAACUGCAACGCAAAUUUGGAUGCAACCAGUUUAUGAUCUUCGAGAGUCAGGACGGAAUCGGGGGAACAUGGUGGAAUCAUCGUUACCCUGGGGUGGCCACUGAUUCACCUUCGCCACUUUAUUCCUACUCUUUCGCUCCUCUGCCGAGCUUUGCAGGUCCCAGGGCGACUGGUAAGGAAAUGUAUCAAUAUCUACAUACAGUUUGCACACAGCAUGGGAUCCUCAACAGAAUCCAACUCAGCACCGAUGUCACCGAUCUCAUCUGGGACGAUAGUGAAAAACAAUGGAUUGCUAGCAUUGUCACCGCCAAAAAGCGAACUCGUGUCCGUGCAAAGAUCGUCAUCAGCGCAGUGGGCAAAUUUGGGAGUCCCGACAUAUCGAUGCUGCAGUCUAUUCUAGGCAUAGACACUUUCCGCGGUCGUAUAAUGCAUACUGCACAGUGGGAUAGCUCUGUAACCUUGCGUGGGAAAGAUAUCACAGUUAUAGGUGCCGGAUGCAGUGCCGCGCAGCUUGUGCCGAAACUGCUCGCCUCGAGCGAGAUCCAGCCAAGAUCUGUCACGCAAAUCAUCCGAUCCCCUCAUUGGGUCACUCCAGAUCCCUACUCGGGUGAAUUACGUCGUUUCUGGAAUCUAUGCAUGCCCGUAAUUGUCAGUUGCAGGCUAGGCGCCUGGAUGGCGCGCUCGGUGCUGUUCAUCCUCUAUGAGUUGUUUUAUUUUCUUUUCUACCGGCCCUUUUCAAACAGAAGUCAGUUUCAAAAACGGUUUCAACGAAGGCUUACUAGCUAUAUUGAUCGGAAGGUUCCGGAAGAAUAUAAAAGCAUGCUCACGCCAAGAUACACAGUUGGAUGUAAGAGGGUGAUUCUUGACCCUGGUUGGUAUGACACGCUCAAAGACCCGAGGUUUAGUCUUCACGUUUCACGGUUGAAACGGUUCGAGGAGAAUUGUUUAGUCCUCGGUACGGGCAAAAAAGAAACCAAAGUUUUCACUGAUGUUUUGUUGCUCGCCACGGGGUAUAGCCCAACCUCAAACUUCCUCUCGUCCAUCAGCAUGACGGGUCGAGAUGGAAUCGAUCUCCAGAAGAUAUGGAAUGCGCGGGGAGGACCUCAAGCAUAUCUGGGGCUUGCAAUGGACCAGUUUCCCAACCUCUUUUUUAUAUCUGGUCCAAAUUCAUCGGUUAGCCACGGGAGUGUCAUGGCCGGCAUCGAAAACUCCGUCUGCUACAUCAUGCAGCUCCUUGGCCCUGUACUAGAAGGUCAAGUUGCGUCCUUGGAGGUCAAGAAGGACGCAUGUUGCACCUGGACACAGAAAGUCCAGCUAGCGUCGAAAGACUCUAUCUGGGUAAAGGGGGGUUGCAGUAAUUGGUACAUUGAUGGACGAGGAUGGAACUCGAUGAUUUACCCGUACGUACCAAUCCAUUGUUGUAUACAAAGGUCUCAAUUCUGA